Messenger RNA from Paramecium sonneborni, 1524 nucleotides. The record is from the annotation of a GenBank genome assembly. Lineage: Eukaryota; Ciliophora; Oligohymenophorea; Peniculida; Parameciidae.
AUGGAUCAAUGUGAUUCUUCUAAAUUGAAAAUAGAUUACUUAAAUUUAGAGAUUUAAAAUAUAAACUAAAGGUUGUAGGAAUAAAUAAGCAUAAAUAUGUAGUAUUAAAGUUUAGUAAAUGGUCGAACUGAUAUGAAAAUGUUAUUGAGUGUAACAAGAUCAGAGUAGGAACUUUUAAAAUAAUAAAUAACAAAAUUAUUGAAUGAAAGGAAUAAAGCUGUAUCAAAGGUAAUAUGAAAUGUAAUUUAGGUUCUUAUUCUGGAAUAAAUUCUUUAAGUCACUUAAUAAGAAAACAAUUUUAUUUUAAAAGAAUCAGAGCAAAGAAUAAAAUAAUUACAAGAACAAAUGAAAUAUUAUGAAUAAUCAAGUUAAAACUUACAAGUUUAUGAAAAUGAUCCUCAAAAUUAAGGUUAUUUAAUCAAGUAUAAAUAAGUAUAAAUAAAAUACAUUGGUUAGAUAGUAAAUAUGAAUGAAGCAACAUUAAGAUUAUAGUAAGAGAUUGAGACUUAUAAAGUUUAAUUAGCUUUAGCUCAUAUGAAAAUGAGUAAAUUAUAAGAGUCAAAGAAUGAUUUAAUUUAGUUAAAUUUUGUAAAGAAUUCUUUUAAUUUUAGACUUUAUCAAAUGAAAUAUGUAGGUUAAAGUUGUAACCUAAACAAGGAGGAGUAAAGAACAUAGAAAAAUACAUAUCUUAAUUAAUAGAAGUUUAAAAGAAAAUGAUUUAAAUAGAUUAUGAUGAUUCUGAUAAGGAUUGUACAUCUCCAAUAGAAGAUAAAAUUCAAUAUUAUUAAAAUAAAUGUAUAAAUAUAUCAAUAUUGAGAGAUUAAUUUUACUUAGCAAAAUAUGCCAAAAUUAGAUCUGAAAAGAGCUUAACAGAUCUAAACAUUUACAUUAUAAUAAAUAUCUAUGAAAUAAUAAAAAAAUUAAGAUUUAAAUAGUUAAGAAGAAUUAAAAAAAUGGAUAUCAGAAUAUAAAUAUUUAAAAAAUAAUUAUGAUGCAUCAAAAAUACUAUUUGAUUAAUUGAAAAUUUAAUAUGAAGAUUUAUAAAGAAUGUAUAAUGAAACAUUAUCUAUAAAUGCCACUUUAAUAAGAGCAAACUAAAAUUAUGAAGAGAAAUGGUAGAGUAUUAAUAAAUAGCAUAUCAAAUAUAAAUAAUUUUAUUUAUAAUAUAAGGAUUGUAUAGAUAUUUUUAAUUAAAGCUUAACAAAUAAAAAAUUAUAGGAAUCUGUAUCUGAAAGAAAAGAUUUAAUUGAAUUUUCAAUUUAAGAUUAACAAUUAAGACCUACAUCUUAAUUAAGAAGAUCUAGUGUUAAUGUAGUAGGAAUUACAUCAGUUGAUUCAACAGCAAAUUGUAUUAAUUAUAAAGAUAAGUUAAUUCAAAUUACUAAAGAUGUUUUUUAAAUAUUUAAAAAAAAGUAACAUGAAAAUGAAAGUAGUGAUGAAGAUAUUCCAUAAAUAAAUUAAAUGAAAAGGGAAUUUACAGUAUCCAAUAAUUGUUAAUCUCAAUAAAGAUAAGUGAAAAAAUGA